This is a messenger RNA of Chlamydomonas reinhardtii, 3385 nucleotides long. RefSeq lists its product as uncharacterized. Gene Ontology annotation, cellular component: vacuolar membrane. Gene Ontology annotation, biological process: amino acid transmembrane transport. The transcript has 12 exons. The record is from RefSeq and is a predicted model, not a curated record. Gene Ontology annotation, molecular function: amino acid transmembrane transporter activity. The coding region runs from base 436 to 1989 and encodes 517 amino acids. NCBI's taxonomy places the organism in Eukaryota, Viridiplantae, Chlorophyta, Chlorophyceae, Chlamydomonadales, Chlamydomonadaceae.
CUCUCGACUUUGUGACAGCUGGAGGCGCGAGACGCUGCAAGCGUGGCGCGCCGGUUUGGUAGCACCAAAUGGUGCCUCCCACAGAGACACAAAACGACGCGUAAUUGCCAGAUCGCUGCCUUAAGUGUUGCGCAAACUAAAAUUGAGAGCGAAACCUUUUCGCCCACGGGGGCUCCACGCGAGCUGAAAAAGCCGACCGCGACACCGUACGCGCGGCCUCGGGGCCUCUCUCAUGAUGGCAAACGUGAGCAUGGCGCGGCGAUGCGCAUCGCUGUGUUUAAUUAGCCCGCACGCCACAAUCUCAUUCUGGCACGACGUCCUUGGCCUCCGCAUCACCCUGUUGGUUCAUAUAUGGCUGGCAUUGCUGGAAGUUUCGGUGGAAGCUUGCUUCUUUCGAACCCUAACAGCCUUGAGCAAGGUCUUCUACAUAACGCGAUGACGCAUAACCCCGUAUCAGACUCGCUCAGCGAGCCUCUCCUGCAAGGAGGCGAGGAGCCCCAAUUGGGCCACACCGUCGUGCAGGUCUCAGCGACGGCGGCCACUUCGAACGGCACAGCGCAUCCAACUGGUACAAUCCAAAAAACACUUCAGCGCAAGGGCAGUGGCGACAGCGACGGUCGACAGGCUGAGUCGUUGAGCGUGUCGGUUCGGCGGUGUUCAACACUGCAAACCACUGCGGCACUGCUAACGCUCCAGCUGGGCUGGGGCCUGUGGCUACUUCCAUGCGACUUUGCACGGCUGGGCUGGGUGUUCGGCAUCGUUGUCCUGGCUCUGCUCGCCAUCGCGACCUCCUACUCGGGCUCCCUCUUCACGCGACUCUAUGGCGCGGUGCCGCAGGCUGUCCUGUUUGGUGACGUCGGUGACGCCGCCGCCGGGCGUGUCGGCCGCAUCUCCGUCUACAUAACCAUCUACAGCCUGGACGCCACGCGCUGCAUCAUCUUGCACCUGGCGGCCACACAGUCGCUCUUCCACGCCCUGUCGCCCUCGCUGCAGCAGGUGCUGCCGCUCUGGCAGUGCUCCGUAAUCGUUGCGGUGGUGGUGCUUCUACUUGGGCAGAUCCGGUACUUGACGCAGCUGUCCUGGUUCUUCAUGACCGGCACUGCGGCGCAGCUGGUUGCCAUCGCCAUCGUGGUGUACGACAUGCUCCUCUAUCGCGGAUCCCCCGGCGAGGGCGGUGACGCCAGCGACGCCGCGCUGCACCUGGGCGCCACCCUUACCGCUGAGAGGCACCAGGAGCUCGUGUACGACAGCCCACUCUUCCCCUCGGAUGUGUCGACCAGCAACUGGACCCCCGCAGCCAUGGCCGUGCUCAACAUGAUUUUCGCAUACGGCGGCCAGUUCGCCUUCCUGGAGAUCAUGUCCAGCAUGCGCACGCCCAACAACUUCAGCAAGGCAGUCAUGAUGUGCACCGGCAUCAUGACCGCACUGUACGGCGGCUUCGGCGCCAUCGGGUAUUGGAGCAAGGGCGCGAGUGUGCACGGCAUUGCCGUGUUCAGCAUGCGUGCCGGUGUGCUGGCACAGAUCGCUGCUGCCUUCAUCUUCUUCCAGGCGCUGGCCCAGUACCUGGUCAACCUGAACGUGUGGACGCACAACCUGCUGGUGCUGUCGUCACGCCGCAGCAAGCGCCCCAGCAACAGCGGCGAGCUGUGGGACGAGGACAACUCCCGCGCCGGCCACAUGAGCACUGGUGACCACUCGAGCGGCCACUGGCUGGCGGCGACUGCCUUCGUUGCGGCAUACUCGGCCGUGAUCGCGGUGGCGGUGCCCUUCUUCUGCACGCUAGUCGGCCUGGUCACCUCGGUGACCUACCUCACCACCGCCUACACGCUGCCCGCGAUUUUCGCGCUCAAACUCUUCCCCAACAUGAACACCGUGGAGAAGUGGUGGCUGAAGGCGCUCAUUCCGAUCUCCAUCAUCCUGAGCUUGAUCGGAUUCGUGGCGUCCAUUAAGACGUACAUGAUCGAGGCCUCAGGCGGUGAGGGCAUGUAAGGGCACGGUCUAGGCAUACAUACGUAAGGGCGCGGCGUGCGUGCAUGGAAAUAAUGAUGGCCGGUUGGCCACUGAUGUGCUUCGGCGUCCUCCAAACGGAGAAUGCGGCCACGAUGCAUCUACGCCGCCCUAGAGAGUUUUGUGGAUGAAGCCGGCACUGCACUCUUCGAGUGCAAUACUGGGCCGUGCAUUUGGCAAGGCGGGGUCGCGAAGGGUAUGUGGUGAUGCUCUGCGCGCCCGUCCCGGGGUGUUGCGGCAUCGUGCUCGUUGUGCCGGCGCCAUCGCACGGAGGCCGCGACAGCGAAAAAAGCAGCUUGCAAAAGCGGGGUUGCCAAGUUUUAGGGUGGUCAUUUCUAUGCAUAUGCUGUCGGGGUGAAUUGUGUUGCGCGUGUUCGCAUACGGUGGGAUGAAGCCAUUGGGACGCGCAGCGCUGCCUGGGUUGGACAGCGGCGAGAUGGUUAUUGCGCAAUGCUGUCUUCGCUGCGUUUGGAGGGGAACAUGCAUUCUGAGGGCGUUGCAGGGACACAUGGAGGUGGGCCGCACGCAGGAAGACGUUUGUCAGGUACACGUGAGGAGGUGUGACUAAUGAACAACGGAUCAGGCAGGCGGCAUCGCUCCGUCAGACCCAAUGGAAAUACGAACGCGCUGCAACCUCGUCGAGGAGGUCGCAUUUGCGUUGGCGGUGAGGUAGGAACAGACGCGGUGCGUGAGCUCCAAGUUUUGCUGCGUGAUAAUGUUUCUGUUGCGCCCACUUUUGCAUGCAGUUGCUUGGGAGAAGGGUAGCGCUGGUUACGGUUGGGGUGUAGUGUAUGGCUGCCAUAUGUCGAUAGAGCGUGGGACUGUGGAAAGAGUACAACGUAAGUUCAGGCGGCAGGACCUGCGGUCUUCGGUGUGCUUGAGGCAAACCAUGAUCAAACCUGUCUACACGAAGUGGUUCCCUGUCUGGCGGCAGGAGGAAAACCCGUUUGCCACGGGUCUGGAACGCAGCAUGGGGACGCUGGCCGCCACGAGUGUUUGCGGAAGGGCCGAGGAGCGCCGGGAAUGGAGUGGCGUGGGAGGGGGAGAGGACGCCUGCCGUGUGCACAGAUUCAAAGCACCGUUAAGCGUUAUCAGGGGUGCAAGGUUCCGUGUGCACGGUCAGGGGUGAUGCUAGAGCAAGUCGCCAAACGCUAAACCCUAGUUAUUUCAUUCUUACUAUCGUGCUAUGUAGGAGGCGCUGUGUGAAUGCGCAUGGUAAGCCGGCGUUCCGCGCCACGGGCUCACCUGUUCCGCGACGAAAUGGGGCAUGUGGCAUUUGCUGCACUGCUGCGUCCCCUGUCCGUGGCUGCGUGUGCGUAAUGAACUGCAUCUUACGGGAAACUUCUUGUCCAGAAGCGAACUGUAAAGAUCUGGGUAC